This is a messenger RNA of Impatiens glandulifera, 2727 nucleotides long. Its product is annotated as protein CLMP1. NCBI's taxonomy places the organism in Eukaryota, Viridiplantae, Streptophyta, Magnoliopsida, Ericales, Balsaminaceae. The transcript is spliced from 2 exons. Gene Ontology annotation, molecular function: protein binding. The coding region runs from base 288 to 2510 and encodes 740 amino acids. The record is from RefSeq and is a predicted model, not a curated record.
CAUUUCAUAAGUGUCGUGCCCUAAAUCCCAAAAUCGGGAUUAUCUUCUCUCUUGCCUCUUGAACAGCAGCCUCAAGGUUGAAUCGGCGAUUCUAGAUUCAACUCUUCGCUAUUCGGUUCCUGUUCGGUUCCAUCGGCCAGGAACAAUCUAUCGAUCGUCAACUUCAAGCAUUUCUAAGAUUAAAGAUUUACCCUUAAACAUCAUUUCUACUUCACUUUUCCUACUCCAGCAAUACGUUAUAGAACGAGCAUCAAUAUCAGCGUAAGAUUUAAAAAGGUUUUACAUUUAUGGGGAAAUCUGGAGGGAGAAAGAAGAAGGCUGGCGCUAACCCAACAGUGGUUACCCAAAUUCCGAAUGGCAAUAUUGGUGUCAAUUUGAAUUCUCCGAUUUUUCUGAAAAAGGCUCACGAGCUCAAAGAAGAAGGGAACAGAAGAUUUCAAGUGAAAGAUUUUGUAGGUGCUCUUGACCAAUAUGAUAGUGCCCUCAAAAUGAUACCUCAAAGCCACCCAGACCGAGCUGUGUUCCAUAGUAACAAAGCAGCCUGUUUGAUGCAAAUGAAACCUGUAGACUACGAUGCUGUUGUAGCCGAGUGUUCAAUGGCGCUUCAGGUUCAACCUAGGUUCGGCCGAGCUCUCCUACGCAGGGCAAAGGCAUACGAGACUAUGGGAAAUCAUUUACUGGCACUUUCAGAUGUGCAGUCUCUAUUGGGCGUUGAUCCUAACCAUAGUGAUGCCUUGGAGAUUGCUGGACGACUAAGAACAGUGCUGGGGCCCAGGCAGGAGGCCCAGCAGGACCUUCAGAGCCGUCCAUCACCAGCUGCCCUUGGAGCUUCUGCCGUUGGUGCGCCUGUGGCUGGUCUUGGGCCCUGUCUGCCUGCACGUCCAGUUCCCAAGAAGGCAUCGGCUGGUUUUCCUCCUAACUAUAAACCAGAUAAUGUCCAACAACCUGUUGUUUCUGCUCCAGAGGUUAAGAGCCAGUUACCGAAACUUGUUUUGAAGCCUAUGCCUGGUUCUUCAAAGUUGAAUUCCACUAAAGAUAGCCAAAAGGAACAUAUAUCUUCAGCAGUGCCAUCACAGGCGAAUGGUCAGGCUUUGGAGGCUGCUGCAGUUCAGUGGAGAUCUUUGAAGCUUGUUUAUGACCACGACAUAAGGCUGGCACAAAUGCCGGUCAAUUGCAACUUCAGAUCACUGAGGGAAAUCGUAACCAAAAGAUUCCCUUCUUCAAAGUCAGUCCUGAUCAAGUAUAAAGAUAAUGAUGGUGAUUUAGUGACUAUAACAUCUACUGGUGAACUGAGAUUAGCUGAAUUAUGCAUUGACAGUCUUUCGCCUAAAAUAGGUGAGGCGGAAUUUGUUGGCGUAUUAAGAUUACAUGUAGUUGAGGUGAGCCCUGAGCAGGAACCACCUAUUAUUGAGGAUGAGGACAAGCUGCUUGGAAGUGAAGGGGUUAAAGGAGAUGAGGGAGGAUCCCUCUCGUCAAUAAGCGAUACUGUGGUGGAAACUGUUGAUGUUGUUGAGAUUGAUAAAAUGGUGAAGGAAGCUCCCAAGGACAAAAUUGGGAUCUUACAAGAUUCUGAGAACAAGGAAGCGGAUAUGGACGAUUGGUUGUUUGAAUUUGCCCAUCUGUUCAGAACACAUGUUGGAAUUGACCCAGAUGCACAUAUUGACAUGCACGAGCUCGGGAUGGAGCUAUGUUCGGAGGCCCUAGAGGAGACGGUUACAAGCGAAGAUGCUCAAUCAUUGUUUGAUAAAGCUGCUGCAAAAUUUCAAGAGGUGGCCGCUUUAGCUUUCUUCAAUUGGGGGAAUGUUCACAUGUGUGCUGCUAGGAAACGGAUUCCUAUCGAUGAUUCUGCUGCAAAAGAUUUGGUUACAACGCAGCUACAAGCAGCUUAUGACUGGGUGAGAGAAAAGUAUUCUCUGGCUAGAGAGAAAUAUGAGGAAGCAAUCUCGAUUAAGCCAGAUUUCUAUGAAGGGCUGUUAGCACUUGGACAACAGCAGUUUGAAAUGGCGAAACUUCAUUGGUCUCUUGUCCUUGCUAGGAAAGAAGAUUUGUCUAAUUGGGACCCGACUGAAACGAUUGAGCUAUUUGACAACGCUCAGAAGAAAAUGGAAACUGCAACUGAAAUGUGGGAGAAGAUGGAAGAAGAGAGACUUAAAGAGGUGACGGACCCAAGUGUAAACAAACUGGAAGAACUAUUGAAGAAGAGAAAGAAAUCGGGUGAGUCGUCAAAGCUUGAAGGUUUGGAGAUUUCAACGGAUGAAUCUGCAGCAGCAGCAGCUGAACAAGCGGCAAUGAUGAGGUCACAGAUCCAUCUGUUUUGGGGUAACUUGUUGUUUGAGCGUUCUCAGAUUGAAUGCAGAUUGGGGAAGGAUGGUUGGAAAAAGAAUUUGGAUGAUGCUAUAGGCAGAUUUAAGCUUGCUGGAGCAUCUGAGAAUGAUAUUUCUACUGUUUUGAAGAACCAUUGCUCUAAUGAGGCUGCUGCAAGCGAGGUGAAGGUCGAAAAUAAGGCGUAAUAGGUGAAUCAAUUGUGAGGUUGAUCUGUUUCAAGGAAAAUUGAGGUUCCAAUUUACUAUUUUCUUUCAUGUUUCUAUUGAAGAGGUUAGCUUUCUUGAAAUUGCAAAUUUUGAGAUUAGAGUCAGUCAGUCACAAGUCUUCAGAGUGAUAAGAAUUGUUUCCUUUGUUUUUUUUCUCUCAUUGACAAUGAUACUGAUCUUGCUCUAGUUUGUUAUC